AUGGCGAAGAAAGUAAACAGGCGAAUUUUAAAAACCGAAAAUGCACAACAAAAUGACAAAAAAGAUAGAAACAGUGCAAGAAUCAAAAAUAAAAAAUGUCAUAUCAAUAUGGAUGCACAACCGAAACAGCAUUUAUUUUUUAGGAACCUUGUUAGCGCUGAUGGUAUUCGACCCUUCUCAAUAGCUGCAUUGGCUGUCUUGUUUGGAUUUUUUAAUAGCUAUCAUCAAGCUACCAUGUUUGAAAACGAUCGUCACUUCUCACAUCUAUCCUCAUUAGAACGAGAAAUGACUUUUCGAACUGAAAUGGGUCUUUACUAUUUUUACUACAAACAAUUAACAGAAUCAACUUCGUUUUUUGAUGGAAUAAAGAAAAUUAUGAAUGACAAUAUCACAGAGUACCCUUCAACCAUAAACACUUUGGAAAGAUUUACAUUAUACCCAGAAGUACUUUUAGCGGCUGGCUAUAGGUGUAUUAAUAGCAUUGCUAACUUCUUUAACAUCAGUCUUAAGGAAUGUUGGGAGGUUCUUCGAGGCGAUGAUUUACCCACAAUUGAAAGUUGUGAAGGUAUAGGUGAUCCGGCAUACUUUUAUGUAACAUGUGUGUUUUUACUUAAUGGCUUAGUAGGAUCUCUCAUGUUUUUGUAUGGAGUUGUCUUAAGCAAUUCUAUAUCUGGUGGACUACUAUCAGGAGUUUCUUUCUUCUUUAACCAUGGAGAGUGUACCAGAGUUCAAUGGACACCCCCGUUAAGGGAAAGCUUUGGAUAUCCCUUGUUUUUAUUACAAUUAAUGCUUAUUACUCUAACUUUAAGAUGCCAGAAGCUGUCAUUUUCUCAUUCUGUUAUCAUAGCCAUUCCAUCGAUGUUUUUUAUGCUUUCAUGGCAGUUCGCACCAUUUGCCUUAUUAACUCAAAUUUUGGCAUUGUUUGGAUUAUACAUGCUCAAUGUUGUAAGAAGUGAUGUCCUCAAUUGUAUAUUGAAAGGCCAUCUGAUUAGCCUUGCAGUUUCAAUUGUUUUCCUUUUUGGAAAUAAGAUGCUGAUUUCUUCCUUAUACACUUCAACAUUGAUUGUGUGUCUUGUUUUUCAAGCUGUUUCACUGCUGAUUGGCUGUAUUCUGGUUAAAUUAUUCUUAUCAACUGUUUUACAAGUGGAAGAUGAUGCCCAUAUUUGGAAUUUGUUAAAGUCGAAGUUCACAUCGUAUAGAGAUUUCCACACCAUGCUGUAUGUGUGUGCAGUGGAGUUUGAUUUUUUACCGGUGGAGACACUGAUUGAGCUCUCUAAAACUUUUGCUCUACCUCUUGCUAUUGCAGUAGUUUUUUACAGUUUCUAUGCAAUGUUUUUAUUGGAGAUAAAUACCUCGCAUGAAAAUGCUGCUAUGUUAUACAACAUAUUGCAAUGCUUUGCAUUUUUCAUUAUGGCUGCCUUAGUGAUGAGACUUAAACUGUUCUUUUCUCCACAUUUAUGUCUUCUAGCUUCUGUUGCAAUGUGUGGCAAGUUUUUUACAUUUCUGGAUGCUAAAGGAUUGAGAUAUUAUAUACUGUUUGGGUUACUUGGAUUAAUGAGCAUUCAAGGAGCCUUAAAUAUAAAGCAUCAAAGAGCUAUUAUUGGAGAAUUUCAUAAUCCUGAUCUAGAAGAACUUAUAUCAUGGAUUAAUUCAACUUUGCCUGAAAAUGCUGUAUUUGCUGGUCCAAUGCCAACAAUGGCAAAUAUACUCUUGUCAACUCGAAGACCCAUUGUGAAUCAUCCUCAUUAUGAAAAUGCAGGCUUAAGGGAAAGAACUCAUAAAGUAUAUCAAAUAUUUAGUCGAAAACCUGUGGCAGAAGUCCAUCGAAAGCUUUUAUCAAUGAAGAUAAAUUACAUUGUUCUUGAACGCAGCUGGUGUUUUGGGCGAAGAAGAGAAGGCUGUGCAAUGGUAGAUUUAUGGGACUUAGAAGAUCCUGAAAAUAAAGAGCAUGAAAAUGUGUGUCAAAAAAUAGUAAAGAGUCCUCAUCCAUUCCGAAAAGUGUUCAGAAAUUCUGUUUAUACAGUUUUAGCUGUAUAA
Messenger RNA from Uloborus diversus, 2037 nucleotides. Its product is annotated as probable C-mannosyltransferase DPY19L1. Gene Ontology annotation, molecular function: mannosyltransferase activity. Gene Ontology annotation, cellular component: nuclear inner membrane. The transcript is spliced from 20 exons. The record is from RefSeq and is a predicted model, not a curated record. The coding region runs from base 1 to 2037 and encodes 678 amino acids. NCBI's taxonomy places the organism in Eukaryota, Metazoa, Arthropoda, Arachnida, Araneae, Uloboridae.